Dipodomys spectabilis (banner-tailed kangaroo rat) is the source of this 615-nucleotide messenger RNA. It is a transcript of the gene Med31, whose product is annotated as mediator complex subunit 31. Gene Ontology annotation, biological process: regulation of transcription by RNA polymerase II. Gene Ontology annotation, molecular function: transcription coregulator activity. The transcript is spliced from 4 exons. Bases 79 to 474 code for a protein of 131 amino acids. The record is from RefSeq and is a predicted model, not a curated record. Lineage: Eukaryota; Metazoa; Chordata; Mammalia; Rodentia; Heteromyidae. Gene Ontology annotation, cellular component: mediator complex; core mediator complex.
GCCGUGGCUUCCGGAGCUCCGCUGCCGCUUCGGGUUUUGCCUUGUGGAGCUGGUGUGGCUCCUGCGUCUUCGCUUGUUAUGGCCGCCGCCGUCGCUAUGGAGACAGAUGAUGCUGGAAAUCGACUUCGGUUUCAGUUGGAGUUGGAAUUUGUGCAGUGUUUGGCCAACCCAAAUUACCUAAAUUUUCUUGCCCAAAGAGGUUACUUCAAAGACAAAGCUUUUGUUAACUAUCUUAAGUACUUGCUUUACUGGAAAGAACCAGAAUAUGCCAAGUAUCUAAAGUACCCUCAGUGUUUACACAUGUUAGAACUGCUCCAAUACGAACACUUCCGGAAGGAGCUGGUGAAUGCUCAGUGUGCAAAAUUCAUUGAUGAACAGCAGAUCCUACACUGGCAACACUAUUCCCGGAAGCGGAUGCGUCUUCAGCAGGCUCUGGCAGAACAGCAACAGCAGAAUAACACGUCAGGAAAAUGAAGAACAUGAAACAGACCAGGCUUUUAAGAUGUGUAUAUAUGUAUCUCUUGUACAGUGAAGAUCAGACUCCUCUUCCUACUUAGUGUGCUUUUUAAUCAGCAAACUUUUUAUUGUUAAUAGAUUAUUUCUGUUCGACCAGAA